AUGUAUAAAGGAUAUAUAGAAAAGAUGUUCAAAGAAUUUCAAGUCCAACCAAUUUAUUUGCCUUUUGAAUUCUAGUAGAACGGAGGCGAAGGCAACAUCAUUAUGGAUAUGGAUUUAGUCAGAUAGGUAAGAAUAUGAUUUUGAAUAAAGUUAGACUAAUUCAUCAAGUAAAACAUGAACUAAAAUAAUGAACACACAAUCCAAUAAUUUAUACGGAUGUUUUCAGUUCAAUUACUCUUACCUUUGCAUGUGGUUGAUGAAUUAUUAAACACCAUACAAGAAACUCCUGACUAGUAAUUUGAUGAAGAAGUGAUUGAAUCAUGUCAAAGACAAUCCAUCAAUAGAAUUAAAGAACAGACUCAAUUAGAAGAGAUGAAAUUCAUAACCUAAUUAGAAUUGUAGAGUGAAUAAAAGCAUGAAUAACAAAUAUUUAUUGAUGAGAUGAAAGAAGCAAAAUUGAUCGUCCCUUUGGCAAAUUUAAAAUAAUAUCCAUUAGGCAGAACCUCAAUCACAAUUAGAGCAAAACUAUUUAAUAAACCAAUAAUAGAAAAAGAACAAUUGUAAAUCAUUGGUGAUUAUUGUCUCUAAUUCAGAGAUGAGAGUGGAAUGUGCUAAGUGUUCUUCACCAAGAAUCGAAUAAAGGAGAAGUUUUAACUGUAUUAUGAAAACCUCCAAGUUUAAACUGUUUAUGACAUUAGUGAGAUGGAAAUCCAUCAAUUUAAAUAGACAUAUGAGAUCAAAGUCACUUCAAAUACAUAAUUUAAAUUAUACACUAAGGUACCUGUCUUAGAGCAAUUGCCAAGUGCAUUAAGUUAUAAUCUAAAGAAUGGAGAGGAGAUUAUAGUUGCCGGUAUGGUUGCAGAAAUAGGUGAAUUGAGAUAAUAAAAUAAGAAGUUAACUCUAUACACUUUGCCCAUUGAUACCAACACAGAAUACUAUAAGAUACCCUUAAUCUUAUGGGAUCAAUAUAAACUGUUGAAUUUUAAGGUAGGCGAUGUUUAUGUUUUUGAAGGUGUAUUAUUAAAAAUAUAUACUGAUGUUAUUGAGUUAAAAUCAUUGAGAACUAGGUUUAAGGUUUAUACUGAAGGAGAUGAGAAGUAUCAGGAUAUUAUAAAGCAAAUCAUAGAUAAAAAACACAAUUGGCUCUAAAAGGAAAAUCCAGAGAUCCAAAUUGAAUAGGUAGUGCAAUAGCCAGCAUUUUUGAUUGACAUUCAUUAGUCUAUCAAUUGUGCUUAUUUCAAUACCGUAGUUAAAAUAUUGAAGGAUAUGCCAGCCAUAUUUUAGAUGAAAAUACAAAAGUGUGUUCGACAAUUAAUAGUUACUAGCGAUAAUAAUAAUAGUCAAGUAAUUGAAUUAGUAGGAGAUCGUUUAUGUUAAAAGAUUUAUAUUUCUGAGGAAGCUAUCAUCUUUAUUAGCUAUUUACAAAUAAUAAAUAAUAAAAUUGUGGCCAAUGAGCAUAACACUUAAAUCAGAGUGUUGCCAGAUGAUGACAUUGAUUUUGCUGAAUAAAUCUCAUUGUUAAAAUAACCAUUCUCUAAACCCUUAUAAUUAUCAUAGAAUGAAUUAGAACAAGAUGUAUUGAUUAAUGCUUAGAAAAGGAAUUCAAUCAAAAUUAAGAUCAAUUAAAAAUAGUCAGCUAAUUAAAAUUAAUUAUAAAUACCAUCUGACAGUCUUAAAAAAGGAAUAGAUAGAAAUGAAUUGAUGAAUGACAUUGUGUCCUUAUUGGAAGGUAAGACUCAUAAGAGCAGAUUCAAUAUAUUAGUUCAGAUAGAUGAAUUGUUUGAAGUCAGAUAUUAAAAGGGAAAUGUCAAACUAUAGGACCUUAGGAUAUCGGAUGAGUCAGACUCAGGAAAAAUAACAUUAUGGAAUAAUCAGAUUUGUGACUAUAAAAUUGGACAAACAAUCAGGAUUGAUCAAGUCAUUUAUGACACGAGUAAGCAAGAAUUCAAAACUACUUUUCACAGCAAAGUGAAUACAAAUGUUGCAAAUAAGAAUUUACCUGGCAAACAGAGAAAAUAGAAUUAAAAGUAAUUAGUGAUUGAUGGGGUUGAGUAUCAGAAUUUUACAUACAAUCAAGAACUUAAAAUGAUUACAGACAUAAUCAAAUUAUCAUAUAGUAUGUCAGAAGAAUUACCUUAUUAAUAUUGUAGAGCAAUGAUAUCAGAAAUACUGAUAGCCAGACUAUCUUAAUAAUGUCCACAAUGCACUUUUACUAAAUUGGUGUAAAACAAUGAUGUUUAUGAAUGUUCUGGAUAGAAUGGAAUUAAACAUAUUGUUACACUCCCAAAGAUAUUUUGUUAUUUGAAAUGUAAACUAACAGACUUUACUGCAUCUAUUGAAGUUGUAUUUGGAGAUGAGAUCUGUUAGUAAUACAUCCCUCAAAAUAUUCUUAAUGAAUUANUAUGUUUUUGAAGGUGUAUUAUUAAAAAUAUAUACUGAUGUUAUUGAGUUAAAAUCAUUGAGAACUAGGUUUAAGGUUUAUACUGAAGGAGAUGAGAAGUAUCAGGAUAUUAUAAAGCAAAUCAUAGAUAAAAAACACAAUUGGCUCUAAAAGGAAAAUCCAGAGAUCCAAAUUGAAUAGGUAGUGCAAUAGCCAGCAUUUUUGAUUGACAUUCAUUAGUCUAUCAAUUGUGCUUAUUUCAAUACCGUAGUUAAAAUAUUGAAGGAUAUGCCAGCCAUAUUUUAGAUGAAAAUACAAAAGUGUGUUCGACAAUUAAUAGUUACUAGCGAUAAUAAUAAUAGUCAAGUAAUUGAAUUAGUAGGAGAUCGUUUAUGUUAAAAGAUUUAUAUUUCUGAGGAAGCUAUCAUCUUUAUUAGCUAUUUACAAAUAAUAAAUAAUAAAAUUGUGGCCAAUGAGCAUAACACUUAAAUCAGAGUGUUGCCAGAUGAUGACAUUGAUUUUGCUGAAUAAAUCUCAUUGUUAAAAUAACCAUUCUCUAAACCCUUAUAAUUAUCAUAGAAUGAAUUAGAACAAGAUGUAUUGAUUAAUGCUUAGAAAAGGAAUUCAAUCAAAAUUAAGAUCAAUUAAAAAUAGUCAGCUAAUUAAAAUUAAUUAUAAAUACCAUCUGACAGUCUUAAAAAAGGAAUAGAUAGAAAUGAAUUGAUGAAUGACAUUGUGUCCUUAUUGGAAGGUAAGACUCAUAAGAGCAGAUUCAAUAUAUUAGUUCAGAUAGAUGAAUUGUUUGAAGUCAGAUAUUAAAAGGGAAAUGUCAAACUAUAGGACCUUAGGAUAUCGGAUGAGUCAGACUCAGGAAAAAUAACAUUAUGGAAUAAUCAGAUUUGUGACUAUAAAAUUGGACAAACAAUCAGGAUUGAUCAAGUCAUUUAUGACACGAGUAAGCAAGAAUUCAAAACUACUUUUCACAGCAAAGUGAAUACAAAUGUUGCAAAUAAGAAUUUACCUGGCAAACAGAGAAAAUAGAAUUAAAAGUAAUUAGUGAUUGAUGGGGUUGAGUAUCAGAAUUUUACAUACAAUCAAGAACUUAAAAUGAUUACAGACAUAAUCAAAUUAUCAUAUAGUAUGUCAGAAGAAUUACCUUAUUAAUAUUGUAGAGCAAUGAUAUCAGAAAUACUGAUAGCCAGACUAUCUUAAUAAUGUCCACAAUGCACUUUUACUAAAUUGGUGUAAAACAAUGAUGUUUAUGAAUGUUCUGGAUAGAAUGGAAUUAAACAUAUUGUUACACUCCCAAAGAUAUUUUGUUAUUUGAAAUGUAAACUAACAGACUUUACUGCAUCUAUUGAAGUUGUAUUUGGAGAUGAGAUCUGUUAGUAAUACAUCCCUCAAAAUAUUCUUAAUGAAUUAUAUAAAAAUCAAAUGUCAGUGGUACCAUACUUUGAUUGCUUGAUGUACAAAGAAUUUACAUUCAAAUUGUGGUUAUAAAAAUAGAAGGAUCCAUAGAGCAAGAAGAUUAAAAUCAUGAAACUAUUUUAAACAAAUUACUUAAAAAUUAUAGAUUCAUAUUUAUGA
This is a messenger RNA of Paramecium octaurelia, 3967 nucleotides long. NCBI's taxonomy places the organism in Eukaryota, Ciliophora, Oligohymenophorea, Peniculida, Parameciidae. The record is from the annotation of a GenBank genome assembly.